AUGUUGCUCUCCAGUCGCUGGGCGCGGGGAAUAUUGAGUCGCGCGGCGCUGCUCGUGGCUCUGGUGACUGCCGUGUAUCUCGUGGCUGGGGCCUGGCAACGCCAUUCGCUAUCCUCUAAUCGUGCCUAUGAUGUGUUGGCUGAGCGUCAUCAAUUCGAUACCUCGCACCACCGCACUGGAGCGGCUGCUCGCCGCUCUCGCGCAGGACAGACCGUGGUUGACUUUGCGCAAGCGGAUGCGCGCCCCGUCCCCGUGGCACGCAAAUUGCCCGCGGCGGGCGCAAGCCCAGGCCGUGGUGAGGAUCCAUCUGUACCACUGGCCGCGGCUGCCGAAGAAAAACUAGACAUCCGAGCCGGGGGCACGCUCGAAGUGGCUACGCCUGCCUUGAACCUGCGACUUCACAUCGUGCCCUUGCAAAAGUCUGUCCAAGAUGUGCUGCAACGCAUGCACCCCCAACCCUCAGCCCGGGGGGAUGCUCGAACAUUGGCCUUUGGGCGCAUUCAAAACAUUUACGCCGAAAAGCCCACCGCGUUUCAACCGCAGCCGGAGCUCUUCCAGCUGGGCCUUGGCUCCCAUGUCAUCUCCUCUGCAGCAUGCCGACUCGUCGAGUUGACCUACCAGCCUACCACGGGGGUGGCUCCACCGAUGGCCCCUGCGGGCGAUAAAAACUCAGAUGGGCCCAUUUAUCAGGCUCGUCAAGUGCGAGCGCGCCUCAGCUGUGCUUGGGCUGACGUCGCCGAGGCCUUUUCUAUUUCAUGGCAACUCUCCGUAGCUCCGGAGGCUCCUCACCACUUUGUUCGAACUUCCUUUGCGCUGACCUCGCAUCUUCCAGUCGCCACUCUUCCUCCCAGAUACCUGGUCACCUGGCAGCUGCGAGACGUGCCUGUGAUCAUGUCAGGCACGGUGCCGGGUAGUCCAAUUUACAGCCGAGAAGCCCGCUUUUUUGCAGGACUCGAGCAUCCCAUGUCUUCCAAUGGCGUUUUGGCCAGUGACGAACGACUGGCAGUGUGUGGACUCAUGAGCCUGCCACCGCUAGCUGCAGGGGCCACCAGCUUUACCUACACAACCGUGAUUGGCAUGUACCGGCAUGGCGCUGAUCUCCAGCGAGCAUUUUGGGCCUAUCUAUCCCAAGUGCGCGCGUCGCCGGCGCGGCCAUUCCUGCACUAUAAUAGUUGGUUUGACUUUUACAGCUGGCAGGAACGCGAUGUCGCCUUUGCCGACCGAAACAUGACAGAGCGUUCGUGCAUUGACCGCGUGGAGCGUCUCAGCCAGGAGCUGGUGGUCAAGCGUGGGGUGCAAUUGGACGCAUUCCUCUGGGAUGACGGUUGGGAUGACCACAAAUCACUAUGGUCCUUUCACAGCGGCUUUCCGCGCGGCUUGACUCCCGUGGCCGAGCGAGCCCAAACCUACGGUGCAGAUGUAGCAGUUUGGGUGUCGCCCUGGGGUGGCUAUGGUUCAGCCAAGGAUGCUCGCGUGGCCUAUGGGCGGCGGCAGGGCUAUGAGCUCAACCGCCAGGGCUUUAGUUUGUCUGGACCACGGUAUUUUGAGCGCUUCAAAGCCAUUACCCUGGACUUUGUUACCAAGUACCACGUUGCCAUGUUUAAGUUUGACGGCAUAUCUUUUGGCGAGGGAGCCCAACAUGAGUACUUGACCGAGCUAGAGGGUUUAUUGCGUCUCUUGCAGACGCUGCGCCGGGAGGCGCGCAGGGCCUUCUGGAUAAACCUGACGACCGGCAUGUGGCCCAGCCCAUUUUGGCUGCUCUUUGGUGACUCAAUCUGGCGUGGGCAUGGCGACAUCGGACUGCAUGGUGAGGGCACGCGGCGCCAGCAGUGGAUCAACUUUCGUGAUGCCGUGGUCUACAAGCUGGUGGUGCAACGAGCUGGCUUGUUUCCAGUUUCUGCUUUGAUGUUGCACGGCAUUAUUACCGGGAACAUGGGCCAGAGUCGCGCUGUCGGGCUCAACUCGACCGAGGAUCUACCCUCCUUUCGCGAUGAAGUCUGGUCCUACUUUGCCACUGGUGUUCAGUUGCAAGAGCUCUACGUGAGCCCAGACACCAUGAGCGCUGCUGCCUGGGACAUUGUGGCGGCUGCCAGCAAGUGGGCCCGUCAGCAAGCCCCAGUUCUGCAGCAAGCGCGGUGGGUUGGCGGCGAUGCCGUGCGCGAACAGGCUUAUGGCUUUGCCGCGCAUGUGGGGGUCGGCGUGACCCUGUCGCUGCGCAAUCCUUCCCUGUCGGUCACUCGUCUUCUACUGCGGCUGGCCACAGCAUUUGCUGCAAAGGCAUCUUGCGGUAGCCCCGACAGCACGGCCACCGUGACUCUUUCUUGCCGGUACAGCAAUGACGCACGAUGCCUGACCCACUUUUCUUCCGUCUGCUCAGCUGAUGACGUGUGUACUCUGGCCUUGCACACGCAACUGGACGUGGAGAUUCCCCCAGCCUGGACGGUCGUGCUGGACGGCCGAUUGUCCGAGCCGUGCGAGUGA
This is a messenger RNA of Monosiga brevicollis MX1, 2481 nucleotides long. RefSeq lists its product as uncharacterized. The transcript is spliced from 5 exons. The record is from RefSeq and is a predicted model, not a curated record. Lineage: Eukaryota; Choanoflagellata; Craspedida; Salpingoecidae. Bases 1 to 2481 code for a protein of 826 amino acids.